Molecule: messenger RNA, 3418 nt
Organism: Lottia gigantea (owl limpet)
Lineage: Eukaryota; Metazoa; Mollusca; Gastropoda; Lottiidae
Exons: 5
Coding region: 133-840 (235 amino acids)
Biological process (GO): ubiquitin-dependent protein catabolic process; protein polyubiquitination
Molecular function (GO): ubiquitin conjugating enzyme activity
Source: RefSeq, a predicted model, not a curated record
AGAAACGCCAUAUUUAGCUGCGCAAAACGAAAACACAACAAAGGAUUGAGACAGAAAAGACUGGAUUUUGUCUGUUCUUUGUAUAAAUUGAGUAAAUAUUGGUGGAUUGAUUCAAAGUUUGAAUAAUUUGGAAUGGCUUCUAGUCCAUCUAGUAGCGCAGUAAAAGCUUUACAGUUGGAAUUGAAGAAAAUUCAUGACGAACCCGUCGAAGGAUUUCGAGUAAAAUUGAUCAAUGAUGACGAUUUGUUUGUUUGGGAAGUGGCAAUUUUUGGACCCCCAGGAACUCUAUAUGAAGGCGGAUAUUUUAAGGCACACAUGAAGUUUCCACCAGAUUACCCCUACUGCCCUCCUAGUGUUCGAUUUGUCUCCAAAAUGUGGCAUCCUAACGUUUAUGAUAAUGGUGAUGUUUGUAUAUCGAUUCUACAUCCACCAGUAGAUGACCCCCAGAGUGGGGAACUUCCGUCCGAGAGGUGGAACCCCACCCAAACAGUCAGAACUGUGUUAUUAAGUAUUAUAUCGUUAUUAAAUGAACCGAAUACAUACUCCCCAGCUAACGUAGAUGCUAGCGUCAUGUUCAGGAAGUUUAAAGAAUCUAAAGGCAAGGAUAAAGAAUAUGAAAAUAUUAUCAGGAAACAAGUGAUAGCUACUAAAGAAGAUUCAGAACGUGAUGGAGUUAUAGUUCCUACAACGUUACAGGAAUAUUGUGUCAGCUCUAAACCAUCGAGUCAUGAUAACCAGGUUGAUGCUGAUUUCUAUGACGAUGAUUACGUCGAUGAUUUAGAUGAUGAAGAGGAGAUGUACGAAGAUGAUGAUGAGGAUUCUGGUAAUGAAGAAUCGUGAUGAUUUCCAUGACAGGAAGUGAUGUCGUAGAUGAAUUAUGCUCGCGAAUAAAAUGAAGAAGAAAUUUGAAAGAUCUUGCUAGUGAUAAAGCUUAUUAAAUUCAGGAAUUUUUUGUAAAUGUCUUGAACAUUUUUUUGCCGUUUUCCAAAUGUUUUUGUGAUCGUUUUUUGGGGCAUUUUAAAUGCUUUUUUCCUGCAUGAUUAAUUGUGACAUGUUUUAAAGUAUGAAUUUGGCUUUCACAAUUAUUGCUGUAAUUUGCAAUGUACUGGUUUGGGUUGAUUUAUUUUCAUUAUACAUAUCAUUUUUCACCAAAAAUAUUUUACAGCUUCUAUCAACUUCGUUUGGCUUGAUUUUCUCUCCGAUAGUCUAAGUCUGAUCUACUGGAAGAUGUAUGUAAAUCAUUUUGAUGUGAUUAUUGAAUAAUUUUGGAAACGGCUAAUUUAGGCCAGACUUUACUCUUCCUGCUUAUCAUAAUUCUAAACUGCUGUAAUUUCUAUAAGGUAGAAAUGAUCAUUUAAAAGAUAAUUUGCUAGUUUGUUGAUGGCAGAAUGCAGCCAAACCAAGCCUUAAAGCUAUUCAGGAUUGAAUUUAAAUCAUGUUUAUUUUUUGCAUUCAUCACAAUUUAAGUUUUGCUUGGCAUUUUGACAAAGAUAUUCUUUAAAAUGUUCCUUCAAGAAUAGACAUCUUUUCUGCAGUUAUAUUUGGAAUUGAUGACAAUAUUGUUAUAAAUGUGCUUACAAGCAACAACAAAGCUUAGAUUUAUUCUCAAUUUUCAUUACUUUUGCUUCCUCUCAUUGCGGUCAAUGAAAAAUUAUCGAAUUAUUUUGAGCUAUGCUAGAUUAAAUAUGCGAAAUCAGUUUCAUUUCAUUUUGGAGAAUCCACAAGCGAAUUUUAUUUAUUACCAUAUUACAAUUGAGCUUGUAAACUCAUUUUUGCAUAUUUUGGAGAGUCUACAAGCUUUUUCAAUGCCAUUAAACAAAGAAAGUAUGCAAAAAAAAAUUUUAUUAGAAAGUCUACCACUUAUUAAUUUGUUUUUGGCAUGGAAAAUAGAGUUAUAUAAGAUCAGCCUGACCUUCCGUAGAUAUUAUGUUUGUAAAUAACGGAUUUUCAUUACUAAUAUAUUAUAUAUAUAUAUCAUUGUGUUGGGUGUGUGUCUGUAGUCGUGUGAGAUAUGUGUGAGGUUGUGUAAUGUGUGUCAUAAAUAUAUUCACAAUGUUAAGAUAUUACAAACUACGUCUAAUACAUCAUUGAGUACAUUUAUCGUUGUCUAUGCAGGGAUUUGAUUGGAUUGUACACUAGCAUGCAGGCAAUCAGAAUCUUCAACACAAUGACAACAUUGAUCAACUAGCUGUACGUCUAAUUGAGGUCUCUGAUUCUUAUUAGCUGUAUUUGCCUACAUACAAUCCAAUGAAACCGCUGCAUCUUCUUUGAUACAAGAAAAGUGCUGAAUGAUGUUAAGGUAUUGGUUUGAGUUUGUAAUACCUUGACAUUGUGAAGAUGUGUGUGUUGUAAUGUAUGUGGUUAAGUGUGAAAUGUAAGCGUGACUGUUGUAUGAUUAAAUGUGGAUUAUAAUGACGAGUGUUUGAAUGAAAACUUUGUCAAAAAAAAAUAUAUAUAUGAAAGAUUUCAUUAAAAUUUUCAAAAAAAUAUUUAAUUUUAAUAUCUUAUAUGAAAUAAUGAUUUAUUUUCUAAAGAGAAUGGUAAAUUAAUUGUAUUUAGAUUUCUUGAAAUUAGAAAUUAUUGAGGCUUGUAUCUGCAGUAUGAUGUUAAAAACAUCAUCUUUACGUUGAAGUUUUUUUUUUUAAAUUUAAAGCCACAUUACAUUAGAUUACCUUGUUUUUCCUAAAAGAAAAUCUGUGCUAUUCUGAAACUAGAUUGCGAUCUUGGUAAUUUCAGAGUCUUACAGUUAUCAAUGUAUCUUAGGUCAUUUUGGCAUUAUAGAUCUGAAAGCAAUUAGGUUCAAGUAAUAAGUAAGUAAGAAGUGAUUGUAUUUGAAAGAGUUUCUAUAGUUAUGUAUAUUUUAAUGAGAAAAAAAACAGAUGAUAACUUGUGAGAAAAUGAACAAAAAAAAGUUAAAAAUCAGGAAAAGUUAUAUUUUAUUGAUUCUUAGUUCUCAUAUUUUGUUUUUAUGUAAUUUGUGUUUAAUUUAAUUUAAUCAUGUUAGUUAAUUUCUUCUUAACAAUGUUACACUUAGUGUUCAAAUUUACUUUGAAACACCUGAUGGUACUUGUCUUUGGAGAAGUCCAAUACUAUACGAUUUUUACUCCCAAUUUUGCCAUUCAUUGGAUGAGAUUUUUGAUUAACGGAAUUGUCUUGCUUUUAAUUAAUACACAUUUGAUCUUGGUACUUACUUUUAAAAAUGAUAAAUUGGUUAAGACUCAAUCUGUUGACUAUAUUUGGUUGGAUUAAUCAAGUAUCUAGUUAAAAGAGUGUUUAAUGUAAUAUUUGAGGGGGUGGGGGUUUAUAAAGAAUGUAUAAGUGUAUUAUUAUGGUUGAGAAUAUAGUAUGUCUACCGUAUUAAGUGAAAUAUAUCUCCAAUGUAAAUAGUAAAUACUGUCAAUAAAUUAUUAAGUUUAUU